Messenger RNA from Knipowitschia caucasica, 405 nucleotides. The record is from the annotation of a GenBank genome assembly. NCBI's taxonomy places the organism in Eukaryota, Metazoa, Chordata, Actinopteri, Gobiiformes, Gobiidae.
AUGUUGCGUCGAGUGUGCUGUCAGAGGAGCGGGUUUGAAUCUGCGGUCUGCACGCUUGGACGCGCCGCACCAAUCAGCGCGCACGUGUGCCUUUUUCUGCUCGGCUGCGUCACCGUGGCGCCUGGCGGUCUGGGAGCACGCUCCCAUACUGCCCACGGCCUCUACUGCCCACGGCCCCUACUGCCCACGGCCCCUGCUGCCCACGGCCUCUACUGCCCACGGCCCCUAAUGCCCACGGCCCCUACUGCCCACGGCCCCUACUGCCCACGGCCCCUACUGCCCACGGCCCCUAAUGCCCACGGCCCCUACUGCCCACGGCCCCUAAUGCCCACGGCCCCUACUGCCCACGGCCUCUACUGCCCACGGCCCCUAAUGCCCACGGCCCCUACUGCCCACGGCCCCUAA